This is a messenger RNA of Aspergillus affinis, 5466 nucleotides long. Its product is annotated as nucleoporin. Gene Ontology annotation, cellular component: nuclear pore inner ring. The record is from RefSeq and is a predicted model, not a curated record. Gene Ontology annotation, molecular function: structural constituent of nuclear pore. The transcript is spliced from 4 exons. Lineage: Eukaryota; Fungi; Ascomycota; Eurotiomycetes; Eurotiales; Aspergillaceae. Gene Ontology annotation, biological process: protein import into nucleus; RNA export from nucleus. Bases 1 to 5466 code for a protein of 1821 amino acids.
AUGGCUCCCUCCCCGGACGCCUAUUUUCCGUCCCUGGACAAGUGCUUCUCCGGGGACGCUCAGCUUUUAUCUUGGAAGGGAGCUUUUCUCUACUCCACUCGCCCCGAAGAUGUCGUCGAUGACACGGGUAAGCUCCACGCAUUUCUAUCGCGCCCAGAAAGCAUCCAGCUUCUUUCGAAUUGUUUGAACCUAUUCCCCUCUCCGUCUGCCACAUCCAAGACGGAUUUCGAAUCGAAAACGGCCGCGAUACACGCCGAAACGUCUGCGCAAGCAUCGUACAACUUAAAGGAAAUUAAAGAGGACGCUCUAUGGCUCAGUCAGAAAGCUGGCAUCGAUGAGACCAGUGCGCUUCGAAUCGCAGUUCUGGAAUGGCAAAACCGCCCUGCCACGCGACUACUUUCGGGGUUUGCGGAGGAAGAAACCUCAAGCUUGCAAGGUGCGACGGGCGCCGAAAACUUUCGAGUGUCUCUGGCGGGGCCUAGUUUCGCUGAGAUUCUGAACCCAAAUGCGGGUCCUAAGAACGACGCCUCCCUUUUCGAGUCAACCGAGAACCGGCGCUUACGACUGAGCAAUGUUUAUCUGCUGGAAAGGGGCCAUGUCGUCAAAACCGCCAGAAAACUUCUCGCCCUUCUGCUAAACAGUAAAACCAACGGCAAGAUUCCAGAGCAAGGCCAGGACGAGCGGAGUGCUCAGUUAUGUCGACUGGCAGAGACCAUCUUCAAAGACAAACUAUCCGGAGAAGGGCGGCGUACUUUUGUUCAGGCAUGCAUCAAGGCUAUCCGAGAUCGACUCACUGCUUUGGAGGGUGAUGGCGGUUGGUUGGGCCUUGCUGAGAGCAACGAAGCCACAGAAGACAUGUGGAGAACAACCCUUGUCGAAGAAACGCUGCAUAUCCUGCAGAUCCUGUUUCUACUGCUGCAGUCGUCCACUGAAAUCCCUGCGGGAGAACUUCAGGUGUCUUGGCUUCAGCUAAUGAGGGAUUAUAGCUUUUUGGAGCCCCUCCAAGUCCCAUGCAAAAAUCCAAUAGAGGUCCUGCUACCGCUCCAGGGCUUUGUAUGUCUGACAACGCUCGCUUUUCUGAAAUUGCCUCUCACUGUGCAAUCCAUCAUUGGCAAAACCCCGGCCAAUGACCCCAAACAGCCUCCUUACUUCCUCUCUAAAGAAGAGAUCGGUAACAUUAAUGCAAUUUUCGUUAACGAGGGUUUGGUUUCUCAAAUUGCCAACCCUGCGGCCUUCUCGUGGGGUUUAGUUUUACAUACUAUGAGGGAACUUGCUCUUACUGAUAAAGAAACCCGAGAGCUGGAGCAGUUCCACAGUGCAAUCGACUCUUUCCAGUCGAAUACACCCAAUGCCGGUGAAGGAGCUUCCGACACAUCUUUGUACGAGGAAUUACUCGACUGUGUGCGGACACCCAAAUUUACGGCGGAUGAAUCAAUCGAUAUACUCACAUCCGAUACUGUGAAAAACUCGGCGGUCGAUGCUAUUAUCUCUUUGGCAACAAGCCUUGGAUCUAUCUCAGCAGUUGAUGAUGCAUUGACGAAUCAGUGGACUCGAGCGGCGCUGUUAGACCUCGUUCGGACUGUCAUGAUCUAUAUGGAUUAUUCCCCCGAGGUUGUGGAAUCGGUGUUAGCAAUACUCUCCGGGCCAUCCGCAGAAUCUUCUUGGCUCCCGAAUACCCUCCCAACUCAGCCCAGUGAUCCACGAUCCAUAUUCAGAAAGGAUGACGUUCUGAUGAACAACAUCUUUCGAGUAGCACGUUCACGAUUUCCGUACGAGAUGGUGCCAUUUCUGCGACUGUGCAGAGCCCUCAUCAGCAAAGACAUUGUUAACGAAGAGGGUCUUCCCGACCUGAUCAAUGACUUGGAGAGCAUGGAAACAUUCACGCAAAUGGUCCCUCCCACCUUCCAAGGCUAUGAAACGAUUCGCGAAGACGAGAAUGCAAACCUCGUCAGACUUGCUCAGUCGCUCCCAAUGAUAGACUCAGCUGCUCAAAAUCAAAUCCCAGACUACCCGCCUAGCAAUGCGCUGGUUGUUACCGGCGCGUCUCAAGUCCCUGCCGCGACAAUCGGCCAGGUGGUGUCUGAAUCUAAACCUGCGGUUGUUAUGUGGCAGCACCAGUACUCUUGCCUAAGCUAUCUCGGAAGUUGGCUUGAGCAAUGGAAUGAAAGCGGGGGAUCUUUGACCGAAGGGGGCGAAGAUGCUAGCGCAGAGGCCAUAGGGUUGCUAGUAGAUCUUCUCGUCGCUACCAGGGAAACACAAAGGGAUAAUGAUUCUGGCGCCAAGAGAAUCCUGGAGCUUGCAAGUGAUGGACUAGCUCGUCAAAGCGAUAUCAUUUCCGUGAUCUUUGAGAUCUUCGAGCGCAACCUUUCCAGCAUGAGCACUAAGACUGGAUCGGACAGCGUUCUGGAAUCCACUAUAGCUUGUUUGCGUUUCAUUUGCGCGCUAAUUACGGUUCUACCCGGCAGGGUCUGGCCUUUACUUUGUCGAAGUGACUUGCUCGGUUCCGAUGGGAAGGGGGGCAUCAUGACCGUUAUCGUUUCUGGAUUAGAGGUAACGUCGGGUGAUUACCCUUUCCUUCUUGCCUGCAUCCGUCUAUUUGAGGCUGUUGUGGACGAUGCUGCCUCUCGUGCCAUACUGAGGAAGAGCCCUAAUACCAUGGGUGGCAAGAUAAUGGCUAUUUCUGACUGGACUUCUGGUGUCCCGUCUCAUAUGAUGAGAGGCGCUUUGCUCAACUUUGUCCGCCCAAUGGUCGAAGUCUACAACAGCAGCAUCAAUUGGCGAUUCAAUAAGCCGGAGCAGAGGUUUGACCUCAAUGCCACCCUAGCCAAGGCGUUCGAACGAAUUCUUUACUUCGUCUACGGGGCCAAUGAUACGUCUAAGCUUGAAACAAAAGCAACCGGCAUAUUCUCCUCCUCGGCGACUUAUCUACUAGACGUUCUUCGUCCUCGUUCCGCAGCCGACCUUCCAUUCAACCCAAUCCUUAGGCUUAUUGUUGAUGGUCUCCAAACACCUCCCACGCUAUACCUUCGAUAUCUGACACUGGUUGAAAGACAAGUUGUAUCAACUUUGGAGCUCUCAACCAGACUUUUGCAGGCAGCCCAGCUGGCCGAGAGUCCGCCAUCAUUGCUAGAAGAACAGCUGUUCAAGGCGACCCCGAUUCUUGUCAAGCUAUAUGCGCUUCAUGAUGCCUACCGAUUCCCGGUUAUCUCCCUACUGGUUACCUUGGUAUCGGGGGCUGCUCUGGAUCCGGCGAACGAACCACCGUCUUUGGUUGGCCAUCUAGGAGCCGAAUCCUGUUGCCUCUUCUUAGACGUCUUAUCCCAGUUCGACAAGCCUAUGAGUGAUCGAGGUUUGCAGUUGGCAGUGUGGCACAUGCUGUCAACUUUGGUCAGCAAGCGCCAACAAUGGCUUGCUGUCUACAUUCUCACCGGCUCUUCUCCUCGACAGACGUUGAAGAAGACGAUUGCUAGCCAGAAGGCCCCAGCAAUGAGAGGGGCGCCAUUCUUGAAGAUGGCUCUCGACAUGCUUUCCAACAUCGAACAACUAGAACCCCAAAUUUCACUCGCAUUGCUGGAGUUUGUCUCUCAGGCGCAAGAAAAUUGGCCCUGGGCAACCUUCGAACUUCAGAAGCAUUCGCAGUUCUUCAACAGCAUCGUGCAUUAUGUCUCUAAGCUAAACAUUUCUUCCUUGCCUGUGGAAGAGCAAAUCUUUGCCACGCAGAUUGCAGCCGUUGUUGCCGAUCUUUUUGCAGUCUAUCUCCACUCUGCCAAGGAGAUGCCGGAUCGAACUUUACACAAGAUGCUAAUUCCGUUGGUUUCCUGGUAUACUAAGGGUGCUGUCGAGGUUUCAAGAUACAAUGCAUCUCUACACGCAAAUUUGAGGAGGAAUUUCGAGAUGCGAUACCCUGGAUGCAAACUGACCGACUUCAAACGAACGCAAUUGCAGCCCCGCUCGCUAGGCAAAGAAUACUGCUACGACAUCCACUUGGGCGAGAAGCUUCUUUCGUAUGAUUUUGCCUGGGCAGGAACACGAAACCAGGGGUUUGCUCAGGAAUUUGAGCGGGCCAACCUCAAUCUGUCUCUAGUCGAGGCUCAAGUGCGUCUGCUUCAUAGCUGGAAGUUCUUUGCCACGGAGCACUGUGUUGAUUUCAUGGUCGACCGUGAAAUCAAGAGAUCGAUGGCCCUAGUUGCUCAGAGUUGCCUAGAAGCCAACACCGCCGUCACCCCCCAGGAAACAAUUUUCGAAAAGGUUCAGCAGACCCGGGUGGAUUUCGCCCAGGUACUGGUUCAGCGACUCGUUGAGACUGGAGCACACGGCGCCGAGGUCUUCGGCUUACUCGCGGUCGUCUGGGAAGCACUACGCAGUCGCCGCGCAACGUAUGAGGAGGCACUCAUUCAUGACGACACUGACUAUUACCGAUCGUUGCUCAACGUCCUAUUCCUCGCGCUUCAGUUCCAUCAUGACCUGCCUACUCGACCAGUCCCUGAAACCCUCAGCAAGAAGGCCGAAAUCUCGUCUGACCUAGGACUGGUCGUUGAAGUCGUGAAAACGGUGGUUGCUCAAGGGUUCAAAUCUUUGACGACGUAUUUGCACGAGCAGCCUGACAAAUGCACGCCCAAGGACUUUGCCAUUCUCACGGCCAUUUUACAAAGCUGCCUGCAAGUGAAGAACGUCGACCGCUUGUUUGAGCACAUUGUCUACCACAUCGCCGACAACGACAUAGCCCGCCAUGCGACCGCCUUGUUCUCGUGGGCCGAUCAGCUGGCGGUCGCCAGCGACCCCGUCUACGGCGAUCUCAGUAUCUCUUUCCUCGUCAAACUCUCCACCAUACCUAUGCUGGCUGAACACCUCGCCGUCGAGGCGAUCCUGGCCAGACUUUCCACAUGUCGGUUGACGAACCUCCUCCGACAACCCCAAGGUUUCGGACCGUUGGACCCCGUCCCCCGGAUCUAUUCGAUCUGGACCAACGGUUUCCUUCCGCUGUGCCUGAAUCUCCUCUUCCACGUCAUUCGCACGGCGCCUGAGGUUGCCGCAUUCCUCAACCAAUUCGAGGGCCAGCUCACGCGAGCCUCCGCGUCGUUUUCCGCCGGGCGCAAAGCCAUCUCGACGUCCACCACGACGCGCCACAAGAUCACCUCAAGCAUGGCGUCGGAGGCCUACUCGCUGGCCUUGAUCUCUUUCAUUCUCGGUCGAUUCCGCGAAGCCGGACCCAGUGCGGGCGUGGACGCCGACGCGAUCCAGGAUCUCCGGUGGGACAAAGCCCAGGUCAAGGAGGACAUCGAGGAGCUACUGGAGCGCCGAUCGAGUCUCCGGGGCCGAAUCGUCGCCACCAGCGACAAAGAGGUGGAAUUGCUACGACAGAAGCCGGCGGAUACUGCCUCGGGCGCGGAGAACCGGCUGGAGGAGAAGAUCGUGAACGAAUUGAAGGCGGCCCUGGUGUGCCUUGGGGGAGAGGAGGCGUCAUAA